This is a messenger RNA of Dracunculus medinensis (Guinea worm), 744 nucleotides long. NCBI's taxonomy places the organism in Eukaryota, Metazoa, Nematoda, Chromadorea, Rhabditida, Dracunculidae. The record is from the annotation of a GenBank genome assembly.
AUGAAUAUUUUAUCUGAACAUGGAUUUCGUCAAGAUGGACGAAGGCCGAAUCAAAUUCGUAAUAUAAAUUGUAAAUUAGGCGUUUAUUCACAAGCUGAUGGUUCAGCGUACUUGGAACAAGGCAAUACAAAAGUUUUGUGUGCAGUAUAUGGGCCGCAUGAUUCACGACAGCGUAGCCGUAUACACGAAGAUCGUUGCAUAAUUAAUUGUCAAUAUAGUAUGGCUACGUUUUCUACCGUUGAACGAAGGGAACGACCGCGUGGUGAUCGUCGAGCUGUGGAAUUCGCCAGACUUAUGGAAAAAGUUUUUGAAUCGGCUAUUAUUACUACAAUGUAUCCAUGCUCUCAAAUCGAUAUAUUCUGUGAACUUCUUCAGGGCGAUGGUAGUCACUUAGCUACAUGCGUCAAUGCUGCCACUUUAGCUUUAGCAGAUGCUGGAGUGCCAGUCUAUGGAAUAGUGGCAGCUGUUUCGUCUGCAUGUUCAUUAGGUGGUGUUGCAUGUGUCGAUGUCUCAGCUCGAGAAGAAAUGGCCAUCGUUCCUCGAUUAACUGUAGCAACCCUAAUGAAUCAAGAUCAGAUUGUCUUAAUCGAAUUAGAAAAUCGCGUUCAUCAUCAGCACCUUGAAGUUGUUAUGAAAAGUGCCUGUGAAGCAUCUGAAAAAGUACGAUCAUGUUUAAAAACUGCUAUUGGCUCACAUAUUUCUUCCGCUUUGGGUUUGGCAUCUAAUGAUGUGAAUUCAGCCUAA